Messenger RNA from Xiphias gladius (swordfish), 9086 nucleotides. RefSeq names its product stabilin 1 (gene stab1). The record is from RefSeq and is a predicted model, not a curated record. Lineage: Eukaryota; Metazoa; Chordata; Actinopteri; Istiophoriformes; Xiphiidae. Gene Ontology annotation, biological process: cell adhesion. Gene Ontology annotation, molecular function: hyaluronic acid binding. The coding region runs from base 461 to 8119 and encodes 2552 amino acids. The transcript is spliced from 70 exons.
AAGCUGAGACUUAAUUUGUUAGGUGUUAUUUUUUUGUUUGUUCCCAUAUUACAGGGAUUGUCGCCGUCAGGCUGCAAAUGAGCCAAGAACACUGCUGAUAAUCCCAACGCUGCCCGGAUCCACCCUGUAUUCAUUUUUUCAUAUUUUAAGUAGUUAUUUUAGAUUUUCCGUCUAACAGCAGGUUGCUUUCAGUUUUCUUGCCCUCAUUACUGCUGGAAUACAAAUCUCUAGUUCUGUUAUCCUUGCACAGGGGGUGUUGUUACGUGUCUGUUUUUUCCUAUAGCUCGGGCAGCUGGGUGUGCUUGAGGUUCAGAUUAGAUAUGAGAGGAGAAAACUGGGUGAAGAUCUAACUCUGCCUGGACACAUUCUCUACUUUUUGUACAGAUUUUUUUUUCUAUCGACCGAGUAGCAGACUGGGUUGGUGGAUUUAUUUUUCCCCCUGGAUGUGACAGUUUGAGCCAUGCUGCUGUCCCUGCUGCUGCUCCUCUGUCUGCAAACUUCACUGCAAGAACAGACUUCUCCUCCGGGUCGAUGUGAUAUCUCACAGAGGUUGGACGUGCACACCUCCUGCACUUCCUGUGCCGCCGCUGCCGCUAGCAGCUGCCCCCGUGGCUUCAGCAGCGUGGGCACCACCAACUGCAGUUACGUGGUGCAGAUCGGCGGCAGGGAGAUGGAGCUGGAUGGAUGUCAGCACAUCUGUGUGAAGAGGUUCAUGCAGCCGCAGUGCUGCCCACAGCACUGGGGACCGCUGUGUCUCUCCUGUCCCAGCUGGUCAGGGAAGACUUGUAACUUCCGUGGAGUCUGUCUGGAUGGAGACCUCGGCAACGGGACGUGCGUCUGUGAUGACGGGUUCUCUGGCUUCGCCUGUCAGGAGUGUAAGAAUCAGAACGCUUUUGGAGAAAAGUGUGAUAAAGAGUGUGACUGUGUGCAUGGAGUGUGUAAUAAAGGUCCAGAGGGUGAUGGACAGUGUUUGUGUCAGCCACCGUACACUGGGAAGCGCUGUGACCAAGUCAGCUCCGGGUGCAGUAGCUGCAGCCCCUACUCAUUCUGUAAAGGAGAGGGAGACACCGCCUACUGCGAAUGUUUGCCCGGAUACAGGAAGACGUCACAGCGCAGAUGCGCAAGUAUUUGUUCAGUGAGGGACUGUGAUGUCAACGCCCAGUGCUCCUCAGACGGGUCAAAGGUCAUCUGCCUCUGUAAGCCCGACUACCAGGGUGACGGCAAGAUCUGUGUACCCAGAAACCCAUGCAGUGACAACAAUGGAGGGUGUCCCAUCAACUCCACCAUCUGUGUCUUUAAAGGACCCAACAAGUCCAGCUGUGAGUGUAUGUUUGGUAUGUCCCCUAUAGGUGGCAGUCCUGAGUUUGGCUGUCACCUGGUUUCUGCCUGCUCAGCAGACACCUGUGACCCCACAGCUGUCUGCCAGACUGAACUGGAUGGACAACCCAGGUGUGUGUGUGAGGCAGGUCAGAUUGGUGACGGCCGGCGUUGCUAUGGUAACCUGAUGGAGCGGCUCAUAGAGCUUGGCAGGAGCGGAAGCCAGAGAGAAAAUCUGACCGAAACCGUCGCCCUGUUUGAGAGAGGCUGUUCACUGCUGCUGAGUCACAACGGACCUUUCACAGCUUUCAUCCCCCUGCUGAAAACACCUCUAACUGGUGUUAAUGAGGAGCUGGUUUGUAAAAACCACCUGAUCCUGGGUCAGCACCUCUACAAGGAUCUGGAGGGACGAGACUUCAACCUUUACGGAGGAGCCAAGUUGAGGAGUAAAGACAACAAGAGGUUCAUCUUGAUGGACGACCCCAGAAGAAUGUACACCAUCCUCCAGGAAGACUUGCCAGCGGCAAAUGGGAUCAUCCACAUCAUAGACCGGCCAAUCACAAACACACUUAAUGACAGGCCUCCUCGUGACGAACAGUUUGCUGAUGUGACUGUCGGAGAGAUUCUGACUAAGGACGGAAAAUAUAACCGGUUCCUGUCUCUGGUUGAUAACUGUGGUUCACCCCCCCCUCUACGGGGUCCGGGACCCCUGACUGUGUUCAUCCCCACCAACCAAGCUGUGGACCGAGCCAGAGAUGGCAGUAUCCUGUACAUGCUGAACGAUGCCACACAUAAACUUCAGGAACUCCUCAGACACCAUGUUUUCUCCCAGGCUGUGCUGACAGUCGACGAUUUGGCUGCUCUUCCUAAGAUUCUGACGAUGGCCAAUCAGAUCGUCACCAUUGCUGUGUCUGAUGAUGGUGAUAUCCUAUUGGGGGAGAAGGGCAUCCGUCUGGUGACCACCAACAUUGUGGCGUCCAACGGAAUCAUCCACAUGAUUGACGGACUGCUGUACCCGCCCUCCAUCCUCCCCAUCCUACCUCACCGCUGUGACGUCAUCGAGAGCAAGAUCACCGUGGGACAAUGUGUUCACUGCAGUUAUCUCUAUGAGACAGAGUGUCCAGAUGGCAGCACUGAAAUGGACAGUCAUCAGGUCGGCUGUGAAUACGUCACAUCUCCUCUGAAGCCAACACUUAGUAAAGGCUGUGCCAAAUACUGCAACACCACCAAACAGGUAGCAGAGUGUUGUAAAGGUUUCUACGGUCCAGACUGUAAACCCUGUAUUGGAGGAUUCCAGCAUCCGUGCUACGACAAAGGAACGUGCUUUGACGGUAUCCAUGGCAACGGCUCAUGCAGCUGUCAGUCAGGCUUCAAGGGUGUUGCCUGCCACAUCUGCUCUGAUCCAUCCAAGCAUGGAGACAAAUGUGACGAAGAGUGUCUGUGUGUCCACGGUUUGUGUGAUAACCGUCCAGGCAGUGGUGGUGUGUGUCAGAGAGGAUCUUGUAUGGAGGGAUACUCUGGAGAAAACUGUGACAAAAUGGCCACGCCCUGCAACUCUGACGGCCUGCAGGAACACUGUCACAUCCACGCAUACUGUACACACACAGGACUGCAUACUAUCUGUGUGUGUAGGGAUGGAUACGAGGGUGACGGUCACUCCUGUUCUCCCAUCAACCAUUGCCUGAAGAGCAACCGAGGAGGCUGCGACACCAACGCAGAGUGUGUGUAUGUGGGUCCAGGUAACGUGUCCUGUGUGUGUGUUGAGGGUUGGACAGGUGAUGGCAGAGUGUGUGUGGAGAUUAACAACUGUCAGCUGGAGAGUCGAGGAGGCUGCAGCCCCAACGCCGACUGUAACCACAUCGGACCCGGACAGAGUGAGUGUAUAUGUAAAAGAGGAUACAUGGGGAACGGGAUCGUGUGUGACCUGAUCAACCCCUGCCUGAAAAAUAACGGCGGCUGCCAUGACCUGGCAAAGUGUGAGAUGAAUAAGAGCGGCAUUCACAGCUGUAUCUGUCCUGAUGGCUACGCUGGAGAUGGAACCAUCUGCUUUGGAUCAUUACUGGAGGAGCUGGACAUGAACUCACAGCUGCACAGUUUCUCCCGACUGAUGCAGAGGUAUAGUCACCUCUCUGAGGACCUGAGUGGGAACUUCACAGUAUUGGUUCCGUCCAGAGAAGCUCUGAAGAACAUGAGUUCUCAGCAGAGCUGGUCGUUCUGGACCAGCCGACACCAUCUGCCUCACCUCCUGCGGGCCCACAUCCUGCCGGGGAUCUACUCUCUAGAAGAUCUGGACAGACUGGUGGGCAGCAGGCUGGUCACCCUGAACCCCCCCACUGACUGGAAGAUCAGCAACAGCAGCGGGGUAAUCCACAUUGGAAACGCCUCCAUCCUCGCACACAACCUACCCGCAACGAACGGCUACAUUCACAUCAUAGACCAGUUGCUGGCCCCAUCCCGCUCAGAUCUGCCCCCCGAGCCUGCCACGCUGAUGGCCUUCCUGAACUCCUCCUCCAACUUCACUCUCUUCAGACAGUACGCUCUGAUGUACAACCUGUCAGAGGACUUGGGUGUGUUUGAUUUCACCCUCUUGCUGCCGACAGACGAUGCCAUCAGGCAGCACCUCAGUAGGACUAACUCCUCCCUCCUGGACUCAGAUAUUUUCAAGUACCAUGUAAUUCUGGGUGAGCUACUCUUUCCUGACCACUUGUCUGAUGGCACGUUGAAAAGCACUCUGCUGGGCACCGACUACCAGGUCCAGUUCCACUUAAACGACAACAACCAGACAGUUGUGAACAACGUUCCUCUUGACGGCAGUUUUAUUGAGAUGCAGUAUGGUGUCAUCAUGGUCCUCCCUCAGGUCCUCAAAGUCCACCGCAACAGAUGUAGCAAACAAAUCACCCUGCAGGUCAAUGGAAGGUGUUCAGACUGUGAUGGACCACCUCGAUGUCUCUUCAACUACAAACCAAUCAGAGCAGAGUUUCCACCCAACAUGCGGCCCAACUGUAAAUACAGGAAGAGGGUUGGCUCCAGGAAGAAGUCAGUGCCAGGCUGUAUCAUCAAAUGUCUUCGGUUUACUACGGAUCACUCCUGUUGCCCCGGUUACUUUGGCCACGAGUGCUUCAAAUGCCCUGGGGACGUCGGCAGCUGGUGCUCCAAUCACGGGGAGUGUCAGGACGGUCACCAUGGCAACGGGGAGUGCCGUUGCUACGAGGGUUUCCAUGGCACUGCUUGCGAGGACUGUGAGCCGGGACGAUAUGGAGUCAACUGCUCCUCCAAGUGUGUGUGUGACCACGGGAAGUGUGAGGACGGUCUGGCAGGAAGCGGCAGGUGUGUGUGUUACAAAGGUUGGAAAGGAGUGUCCUGCUCUGCAGAGAUCAAGGAUGACGCCUGUGGAGGUGUGUGUGACGAGAACGCCAACUGUAUAACAGGGCCAAAGGGAGCAGCUGCUGCUUGUGUGUGUGUGGCGGGAUAUGAAGGCAACGGAACCUACUGCAAAGAGCUGGAUUUGUGCAGCAGAUUUAAUGGUGGAUGUUCAGAGUUUGCCGUCUGUAUGAAAGUCUCAGCAGGAGAAAGGAUGUGUACCUGUAAAGAGGGGUACACUGGAGACGGGGUCAUCUGCCUGGAGAUAGACGGCUGUCUGAUCAACAACGGGGGCUGCCACAAGUCAGCAGACUGCAUCAGAGCAGGCCCCAAAAUUACGGCUUGCAGGUGUCAGACGGGCUUCCAAGGAUCGGGGAGGUUCUGUUUUCCUGUCAACCCCUGCAGAAACAACAACGGCGGCUGCAGUAAGUAUGCUCGCUGUGAGUACAUGGGUCAGGGUCAGAGGAACUGCUCCUGCACCAGAGGCCACAUAGGCGAUGGCUUCGAUUGCCGGGGAAACACCAACAAUGAGCUGUUCCAACAGUCAGAGAAUGCCUUCUUCACUCAAAUGCUAUCCCAAUCAGAUAUGCGUAAUGUUUAUGGUGACGGACCAUUCACUGUCUUCGUCCCUGUAGAGGAAACCAGCAACAAGUCCUCUAUCGAUGAGUGGAAGGCGUUCGGUAGUCUCACUGACCUGGUUCGUUACCACAUCGUUUCCUGUGAGACUUUGACCUUGAGUGACCUGAAAACCACUGAGCGUGCCGUCUCAGUGUCGGGACACGUGCUGCACUUCAGCCUACUGCAGGGUUCAGUCUGGAUCAACAACAGAUCACGGAUCGUGAAGAGUGAUUACACCACAUCGAACGGAGUCAUUCACCACAUCGAUACGCUGCUUAUGCCUUACAGGCUGCAGGACAGACCACGUAUCCAGCCUAAAAUGAUGAACUUUACCUCAGCAGCUAUGUUUUAUGGCUACAGCCGCUUCUACAAACUUGUUGAGGAUGCAGGGUUACUCCCUGUGCUCCACAUGUCCAUCCACCAGCCGUUCACCAUGUUCUGGCCCACAGACGAGGCCCUCAACUCCCUGCCAGCUGAACGACUGCGCUGGCUCUCCAGCCCCGACCACCAUGAACAACUGGCUGCUACUGUGAAGGCUCACAUCAUACGCAACGCUAGGCUGAUGGGUCUUAGUCUGCCAGAUAGAUUCUCGUCAAUCCGCACCAUGCACGGCUCCACCAUCAAGUACAGCUGUGACAGGACCCUGGUGGGGGCUGUAUUGAUUAAUGGUAACGAGGCCAGGUUAGUGGAGCGCUACCUGACCUUCAAAGAGGGCCUGGCCUAUGGAAUCGACCAGUUACUGGAGCCACCUGGCCUGGGAGCGUACUGCGACAGCAUCGAAAACCGAACAACUUACGGGCGCUGUGGAAGCUGCAUGUUUACUCCAUCCUGCCCCCUCAGGCACCACGAUACGGGAAAGACGGAUCGUUGUUUGAAAUUUCGCUCCAGCUUUGGGACCGGCUACCGACAUUGGUAUCCCGGCCUGGACGAUCAUUUCAGCCGGAUGGGCUGUAACAGAGUUUGUCAGUUUCCUUCCUGGGUCCAAAAGUGCUGCAAAAACCACUACGGCCGAGACUGUCAAGUUUGUCCAGGCGGUUUGGAGGCCCCUUGUGGCAACCACGGUCACUGCGACGAUGGUCUGCACGGUUCAGGAAGGUGUGGGUGCGACAUGGGCUUCAGAGGAAAAGCCUGCGAACUGUGUGACACCGGCCACUACGGCCCCAACUGCACAGUCUGUAGCUGUGGGAAGCAGGGAAGGUGUGAUGAGGGUAUUGAAGGUUCUGGACAAUGUGUCUGUAACCCAGGCUGGGAGGGCGAUCGCUGCCAGAACAAAAUAGGCUCGAUCCCAGAGGAGUGCCGGCAGUGCCAUGCUCAGGCCGACUGUGUGCCAGGUGUUGGUUGUCAGUGUAAAUCUGGGUUUGAGGGGAAUGGCACCUUCUGCAGCCCAGAGCCACCUCCAGACUUCUGCUCCGAGUAUAACGGCGGCUGUCACCAGAACGCAGACUGUUACCAGACGGGACUGGUCGUCAACUGCACCUGUCACAGUGAUUACCAAGGCGAUGGUUACUCCUGUGAGCCCAUCAACAGGUGUAUUGAGGAGAUGAAUGGUGGCUGCAGUGACUUCGCCUCCUGCGAGUUCACUGGUCCAAACGAGCGAGAGUGUGAGUGCCUGCCAGGGUAUGUGGGUAAUGGAGUCCAGUGUCUGGAGAAGGUGGUGCCCCCUGUUGACCGCUGCCUGGAAGACAAUGGAGGCUGCGACCCUGUGGCCUCCUGCAAAGACCUGCAUUAUCAUGCCGACACAGCUGGAGUGUUCCACCUGCGCUCUCCAGAGGGGAAGAACAAAAUGAACUUCAGUCAAGCCGCCGCUGCCUGCCAGGCUGAGGGCGCCACGCUGGCCAACUUUAAACAGAUGGGAGAUGCACAGCAGCUGGGGAUGCAUCUGUGCGUGGCCGGCUGGAUGGAGGGGGGGAGGGUGGGAUACCCGACCCUCUACCCCUCAGUCAAGUGUGGAAACAACCACGUGGGCCUGGUUAUGAUGGAAGACCCUGUGGACCAGAGCGGCAAAUACGACGCCUACUGCUACAGGCUCAAAGACGUUUCAUGUGCAUGUCCCGCUGGUUACAUUGGAAACGGAGACUUCUGUAACGGCGUCCUGACCAGUGUCCUCGCAACAUACAGCAACUUCUCCAUCUUUUACAAGUUGCUGUUGGAUUACAGCGACUCGACCUCGGACGGCAAACAGCUCAUUGAAUUUCUAUCUCACAGGAAAUCUGAGGUCACACUGUUUGUUCCUCAUAAUGCCGGCUUCGCCCAAAACCAGACUCUGUCUGGUAGAGAUCUUGAGUAUCACAUCUCAGCCAACCACAGCAGACGACCAUUCAAGGAUCUGGGACAUGAUGAAGUCAUCGCGUCGCGGCUCGGGUUCAACCUGACUGUUACCCAUGGCAGCAACGAGAGCUGUAAACUGGUGAACAAGCGGCUGCUGUUGGAGUGGGACAUUCCCGCCAUAAAUGGGAUCAUCCAUGUCAUUGAGGCCCCGCUGACAGCGCCCCCACCGGUGAUCUCCCACGAUGCUUCCCGAAGCCACGCCCACUCCAGCGGCACGGCGUCGGCCAUCUUGGUGUCGGUUUUGUUGGCAUGUGUGUUGGCUGCGCUCGGCUACUAUGUCUUCAAACACAAGACCGAUGCUUUCCGCUUCCACUACUUCCAAAAUGAGGGUGAGGACGGUGCAGUGGGAGGCAGGACCAAACCCACACUGGUCUCAAUCCCAAACCCCCUGUACAGCGGCUCCAGGGCCUUCAGCGAGCCGUUUGGGGACAACAGUCAGGGGGCCGAGCCAGAAGAACCUGAAGAACCUCCAAAGAUUUUGGACUUGGACCAGUAAAACCAGUUGAACCAGUAAAACUGGAGGUGUCUGUUUACAAACCACAGUAACCUGUUGGCUGUAUCAUGGUUCCGCUUUUUUUUUUUUUUCAGUUUACUUAACCCAGUUGGUCUCUGGGAGGAAAAUCAAAUCAGUAUUUUUAUUAGCAAUCAGUCAAAUGAUUCUGUGUAAUGUGAAAGUGUUUCUGGUAGCUGGGAAGCCACCCGAGAAUUAUAAACAAACGCAAUGGCUCUAUGGUGAUUUUUAGGCUGUUUUAGCUCCUACUUUUGGUUUUAUGGUUUUACUGUAUGGCUCAGUCUCAGCAGACAGCAUUGGACUUACAUUCAUUAGUUGGAAACAAACAUGACUCCAAUGGGACGAUGAUAUUGCUCUGUGUCUACUGGAUAUGGAAGUAGGUUUGCCAAUACGUUAGCCACAGCGGCUUCAUGCUUUUAUUGUAAUAAAUAAAUAUCUUUGUUACUGAUUCUUCUAUGAUGGACAAAAGCUCUGAGACGAAGAGCUUGGCACACACACAGCCUUAAGGUAUUUUUGACCACUAGUGAGCAGAAAAGCCCUAAAAAAAACAAAAUGCAAUGGGCAUAUAAUUUAUUUUUUUUUAACAGGCUUAUGGCUAACAUUUCAGCACACACAACAUUAUCAACCCACUGGAGUUGUGUUUAUUUCCACCUGAGUCUAAUAUUCACUCUCCUUUUGACUCUUAUUUGUUCUCCACCAACUGCUGAGAACCGUGUCUGGCUCUUAAGCUGGUAAAUGCUCCAAUUUUUUCACCAGCGAGUCUCUAACUGUGUCCGUCUGCUGAGCUGAGAGCAGCUGGUUUUGUAAGUCCAGAGAAAAAAAAAAAACCCUGCAUAGAGAUACAGAGUUGGUUGUUAAUUCAAAGACAAAUCCUGAUUUAUCUUGUUCCUCUGCAGCUCAGAUGUUGUCCAAAAACUAUUAAACACACAUCAGUGAGACGCACUGUUGCACU